This is a messenger RNA of Cygnus atratus (black swan), 2045 nucleotides long. It is a transcript of the gene PROK2, whose product is annotated as prokineticin 2. Lineage: Eukaryota; Metazoa; Chordata; Aves; Anseriformes; Anatidae. The transcript is spliced from 7 exons. The record is from RefSeq and is a predicted model, not a curated record. The coding region runs from base 549 to 1289 and encodes 246 amino acids.
GUGCUUUGUCAGUCACUGUGAAUGCAGGGGCAGGAGGGCAAGGACGGUCUGCGCUCUGCAGCACCAGAUAAUUUUCCAAGUUAAUUCCGACCCUGUUGCAAGAAACUCAUAAAGCUGCUAUUGCUCAGUCACUCCUGGUCUCCUCGUUAAGUUAUCUGUGACCGAAUGCCUGGAAACACGCAUUGUUGUGUCUGCUGCCGUUACACGAGGGCUGUCAGCACGGAGCCUGCGAGUGCUGGGCAGGCAGCAGGGAAGCCGGAGCGGUGCAGGACUCAAUCCAAAGGUUAUCCAAGUCAUCAGGAAGCAUCACGCUAGCUCCUGCAGCCUUCGGCGAAGAUACAACUCCUUUCACUGUAGCCCCUGCAACAGGCGUUACUUAAUAACCCUGAGUAGCGAAACAGAAGAAAAUUUCUUUGAAAGUAUGUGCCAAUCUCCCAAAUAGCAUUUCCAGCAAAAAGGCCACUUAACAGCUACUACCGCUGCAGACAGAAAAGGAAAAUGAGGCCUUCCUCACCUCUCCAGUGCCACAGCGCAUCUAGUGCCAGGAAAUGGCUCUGAAAUCGAGGCACAGGCUUUCGCCACUGCUUGUUCCAGCUAUAAAGAAUGUGUGCGUUUCGAUGAGGCUUUCAGACAUCGGGAAGAUACUCAUUAAGAGGGUGAAAUCCAGAGCAGAGGCUGCACAGCGCCUUGGGCAGCACUUGGGAGUUCCAGUGUUUCUUCUGUUUCUUCUUAAUGUGACGAAACCUGAGCAUGAAUGGGAAGAGUUCAUUCGUAAUGCGGUCAGCCCCUGCGAUGUCGAGCUGAGAAAGUCUGUGGUUGUUAUUUCCUCCUGUGGGGUGUUUGUGGAUGACCAUCGCUGUCCCGAGAGCACCAGCCUGCGCAGCAGACAGCACGGUGUAUCCGGGCAGACAGCAGGCAGUGUCUGGGCAAACGUCGUGGUGUGUCCUGCUCAUGGCCAUGCCCAGCUUUGCCUAUUCGAUGUGCUGUCCGUCCCUACGUGCACAUUUCCUGAAUGGCCCUUUACCUCUGGAGCUGCAGCGGGCCACGGAGCGAGCUGUGGUGCUAGGGUCACCCUCUGCACCCCGACCACCAGUGGGUGCAGAAGCAGAUGCUGGAGGGGCGACGCAGUGACAGCAAUCACUCACUUCCCGAAGGAGCAGAGAGGUGGUCCCGACCCGCACCCAGCGCUGCUGGUAACAAAACGAGCUGGAAGCGUCCCAGAGCUGACUGCUCCCCUUGGUGAGACGAAGCGUGCAAGGACUGUGACGGCAGAUGCCAACGGGGGCUGAAAUAGGCAGAAGAGAAAAGGUUUCACAGGGGGACCUGAACAUCGCAGCGGCCCAUUGAGAACCCAGGCCUCCUGCUUGUCGCAGCAUCCAGCAGUGCAAAAACGAAGGGAAUUGCUGCUUACAGCACUGGCUGGGAUUUAGGGUAAACUGAAGGAAAUAUUUCUUCAUCUGGAGUGUGGUCACUCUUCGUUGCUGCAGGAAGUUGAGUAACUGGGUUUAGAAAGAGUUGGUUUUAGAAAGAGCCGGGGCACUGCCUGCCCGCUGCGCUCUGUGCAUCCGCGGGUCUGGAGGCAACUGCAUGGUGAGGGGCCGCGAGCAGAUGUCCCAGUGCCUCUCAGGAAAGGACUCGUGAACCUCCAGUCCUGCAAAAAAAGCCUGGCUGAGCAAUGGUCCUCUUGUGACACUCAUAAGAAAACCCAUUUCUGAUUUAUCUGCUGCUUGGGCCAGCCACCAGAAGAGCAGCGUUAGGAAAUGAGGCUGUCCUUAGGGGCAGCGCAGUGGCAUGAGUUUAGGAACCUGCGACGGACUGGUUCCGUACUGCUGCACGCGACUGUCACGGUACUGAAAUGUAUUGGUCACCAAGGGAUUCCCAAAUUAGAUGGGCCAUGAUUUGAGUUAAUAGUAAUGUAAAGGAAACACCACUGGCAAAAUGUGACUUACAGCCCUCUGCUAGCAGCAACCUGCUGGUUGCUUGUGCUGCACCCGGGGAAGUCAGCUGCAGGCCAUCUUUGGACUCAGCAGAUUUUGCAUGAAGCU